AAUUUCUUCACAAACUUCUUUAUAUUUUCGAAAAAGUACAUUGUCAUCUAAUGGUAUUAAUCCUAACACCUGGAUUCCUAAUCUUUGAGAUGACUGUGGUCAGACCUGCUUUGAUUGAAAUCUACAAACCGGGCAUCGCUAAACAAUGUCUCCACAUUUUCCUUUGCAUGUUUUGUUUUAUCAAUGUGACUGGAAACAUGAUGAUGAGCAUUUACUUUGAUGGGAAUUUGAAAGACAAGAAACUGAAGCCCACAGAAGGUGGUGAUUAUUGUGAACUGUGUAAGACACAUCGACCACCUAAAGCCUGGCACUGUAAACGUUGUAAUGUGUGCAUUUUAAGAAGAGAUCAUCAUUGCUUCUUCUUCUCUAGAUGUAUUGGAUUGUACAAUCGGCGAUACUAUCUUUUAUACCUCGCUUAUAUUCAUAUCACAAUGAUUUACUCUACUUACUAUAAUUAUUACUUCGUUUCUUCUAAAUUUAAAGACCACGGAUUCUUCUUAGCAGUAUUACGUAUCUUGAAUCCUUUAUUAAGAUUUUUUAUUCCCGAGCCAAUGUCUACUAAAGAUUUGUAUGUGAUGUUAUUUCUAUUCAAUGUUGGUCUCAUUGCAUGGUCAGCUAUCUUGUUUCGAUUUCAUAUGAAGAAUACGUUGAGAGGUGUCACCGCGCAUGAAUAUAGAGAUCCUGCUAAGAAUCAUUGGAGAGAGAAUUUGGUUAGUGUUUUUGGAAGAAGAUGGUACUUAGCUAUUAUAUGGCCAUUUGUUGAUAGUCCUUCAUAAUGUGACAAUUAAGAAAUAUGAGUGUUA
Molecule: messenger RNA, 803 nt
Organism: Papilio xuthus (Asian swallowtail)
Lineage: Eukaryota; Metazoa; Arthropoda; Insecta; Lepidoptera; Papilionidae
Product: probable palmitoyltransferase ZDHHC24
Exons: 1
Coding region: 51-776 (241 amino acids)
Molecular function (GO): palmitoyltransferase activity
Source: RefSeq, a predicted model, not a curated record